Molecule: messenger RNA, 1149 nt
Organism: Eremothecium gossypii ATCC 10895
Lineage: Eukaryota; Fungi; Ascomycota; Saccharomycetes; Saccharomycetales; Saccharomycetaceae
Gene: GLY1
Product: threonine aldolase GLY1
Exons: 1
Coding region: 1-1149 (382 amino acids)
Biological process (GO): L-threonine catabolic process; glycine biosynthetic process
Cellular component (GO): cytosol
Molecular function (GO): L-allo-threonine aldolase activity
Source: RefSeq, marked provisional
AUGAAUCAGGAUAUGGAACUACCAGAGGCGUACACGUCGGCUUCGAACGACUUCCGUUCGGACACGUUCACCACUCCAACGCGCGAAAUGAUCGAGGCUGCGCUAACGGCGACCAUCGGUGACGCCGUCUACCAAGAGGACAUCGACACGUUGAAGCUAGAACAGCACGUCGCCAAGCUGGCCGGCAUGGAGGCCGGUAUGUUCUGCGUAUCUGGUACUUUGUCCAACCAGAUUGCUUUGCGGACCCACCUAACUCAGCCACCAUAUUCGAUUCUUUGCGACUACCGUGCGCAUGUGUACACGCACGAGGCUGCGGGGUUGGCAAUUUUGUCCCAGGCCAUGGUGACACCUGUCAUUCCUUCCAACGGCAACUACUUGACUUUGGAAGACAUCAAGAAGCACUACAUUCCUGAUGAUGGCGACAUCCACGGUGCUCCAACAAAGGUUAUCUCGUUGGAAAACACCUUGCACGGUAUCAUUCACCCACUAGAGGAGCUUGUUCGGAUCAAGGCUUGGUGUAUGGAGAACGACCUCAGACUACACUGCGAUGGUGCGAGAAUCUGGAACGCGUCCGCAGAAUCCGGUGUGCCUCUAAAACAGUACGGAGAGCUAUUCGACUCCAUUUCCAUCUGCUUGUCCAAGUCCAUGGGUGCCCCAAUGGGCUCCAUUCUCGUCGGGUCGCACAAGUUCAUAAAGAAGGCGAACCACUUCAGAAAGCAGCAAGGUGGUGGUGUCAGACAGUCUGGUAUGAUGUGCAAGAUGGCGAUGGUGGCUAUCCAGGGUGACUGGAAGGGCAAGAUGAGGCGUUCGCACAGAAUGGCUCACGAGCUGGCCAGAUUUUGCGCAGAGCACGGCAUCCCAUUGGAGUCGCCUGCUGACACCAACUUUGUCUUUUUGGACUUGCAGAAGAGCAAGAUGAACCCUGACGUGCUCGUCAAGAAGAGUUUGAAGUACGGCUGCAAGCUAAUGGGCGGGCGUGUCUCCUUCCACUACCAGAUAUCUGAGGAGUCCCUUGAGAAGAUCAAGCAGGCCAUCCUAGAGGCGUUCGAGUACUCGAAGAAGAACCCUUACGAUGAAAACGGCCCCACGAAGAUCUACAGAAGUGAGUCCGCUGACGCUGUGGGUGAGAUCAAGACCUACAAGUAUUAA